UCGCUUUACCUGCGGUGCCGUAUCAUCGGCCAACGAGCAACAGGAGUCAACAACGUAGACACAGACCCGUUGUUUUCCGACCCAGGACCGAGAGGAAGUGCGGUGACGCGCACCCCCGCUAUUUUCUUUGCGUCCUCGGCGCGCCAAGCGCGUGGUUGCCUGCUGUGUCAUCGCCGCGUGAUCCCCGAGCGUGUGUCAAGGUUCGAGAGGGAGAGAGCGUGAACGACGACUCCGCGGGGGCGAAUCCCUCGAGAAAAGCUCGAUCGCACUCAAACACCCGCUCAGCCGAGCACCGUUCGGGAGAGCCUUCGCUCUUCGUCGUGCAGGCCGACCGAAGUAGGCCCCUUGUUAAGUUCCCCGGAAGCCCACGAGGAAUUACCGGCGAAAAAGCUCCGCAAUGGCCGAGAACAGCAACGGAACCGUGUCGAAAACCGCUCCGCACGAGGCGAUCAUCCCGAUCGUCUUCGACGGCAAGCAGCACUUUCCGGGCAAGCAGCAGUUGGCCUGUUCACGCCAGGUCUUCGAGAUGGUCGAGCGCAAGGAGCCGCUGGUUCCCUUGGACGACGACCCUCUGCAGCGUGAAUGGGAUGAGUUCAUCGAAGACUUCCCACAGUGCAGCAGAUACCUGGAGCCCGACUUCAUAGACCGCAACUUCCCGGCGCUCAGCAAAAGACUGUCCGGUGACACCACGGCAGAUGCGAGCGGCGACGAAGAGAAAGUGGUCGUUUACGACGUAGACGUCAAGCAGUUCCGACCGGACGACAUAAACGUCUGGGUAAAGGACGGCAACGUGUCGGUGGUGGGACGCUCCGAGAAGGUCCUCAACGGCGGAGGCAAGUACGUCAAGGAGGAACUGCUGGGAGGCAUCCGGGUGCCCGCGGACGUCGAAGCCGACGACGUCACGCUGGAGACGACGCCUGAGCUCCGACUGAAGAUCUCGAGGCCUGAUUCGCGGCCGGGAUCAGCCAUGUCGUCAGCUUCGUCCUCGGCGCCUUCGUCCGCGGAGAACUCGCUUGCCGAGAGGUGAAACGGCUGUGUGUCACUUGAGUUGGUGACAGAACAAUCCGCGCGAGGCGGCCAUUGAUUCCGGGCUGCGUUGUUCGAGAGGGACAGGCCGCAACAUACGCGCCAGAGAGUGAAGGCAGUCAUGGAGAGACUUUAUCGCGGUGGCUAGAGAGAGCCGAAAAUCUUUUUCUCUCAUCUUAUGUUUUAAUUUCUCGGUGACUCCUGACGCUAACAGCUGAAUAUUUAUGCGCUUCCUUUAUGCGCAGAUCAUUAUUCGAGGCAGGUCCUGCAGACGGGCGCAGUUUGGGUCCCGUUCGUUAACUUCUAUAUUGUCCCUAGUCUCCUGUAUCUUCAGUCGCGACUGAUAUAUCACCUGUAUAGAAAGCUGGUAUUGUUAUUGCUGAUAGCGCAUUUUGAAAGUGGCGUUUUUGAUUAUAUAUUUUAAGAUGAAUGUCGAGCUUCUUGAGGACCAAGAGUGUGUUUACCCUGUGUUUACUCGCUGUUCGCUGUACUUGUGUGAAUAAAAAAAGAUGCCACAAUAUAG
Dermacentor silvarum is the source of this 1549-nucleotide messenger RNA. Its product is annotated as alpha-crystallin A chain. Bases 398 to 1027 code for a protein of 209 amino acids. The record is from RefSeq and is a predicted model, not a curated record. The transcript is spliced from 2 exons. Lineage: Eukaryota; Metazoa; Arthropoda; Arachnida; Ixodida; Ixodidae.